AUGCCACAACGCAAAAUGAAUGACAGAGACAUCAUGAACUAUAAAGUUGGAGACAGACUCAAAAUUGGUGGAUAUUUUUGUACAAUCAAAUUUAUUGGUUACAUUAAGCCGUGGCCUUCAAUUAAGGCUUAUGGCGUAGAAUGGGAUAAUCACAGUCGGGGAAAGCAUUCUGGAACGAUAGAUGGUAUACGCUACUUCGACGUUCACUAUCCUAAUUCAGGAUCAUUUUUGAAAGAAUCCAGGAUUAAAGAUCCCAGUAUACGCAGAAUCAAGUUUUACGAAGCACUGUCAGAAAAGUAUGGAAGUUCAAGUAGCAACAUUAAUAACCUAUCUAUAGGCAAUAAGAAGAUUGAAACUUUGGGCUUUCAUGAACUGGAUGUAAAAAAUAGAAAUUUUAAGAACUUAAAGAAAAUAGUACUACGAGAUUCAGAUAUUGCCUUAAUAUCCCGAAACCAAAAUGAGUUGAAGUGCGUGAUUCAAGAAUGUAUGAAUGUCAGGGAACUUGAUUUAUCGCUAAAUCUUUUCACGAAUAUUGAUUCAUUAUGCCAGUUCAUAGAACCUUUGAAAAGCUUAGAGACCCUCAAUAUAUCACAGAAUAGAUUCUCAGAAGGUUGGCAUGACUUGAAGCAAUAUGAUCUAUCACAUAUCAAAACUUUGUAUGUGUCUUCGUGCGAUUUCAGCUGUGAGGAUGUCGGUAAGCUACUUAGAAUUUUCAAUGCAUUGAAAAGGUUGGAUUUGAGUUAUAACAAGUUGAGUAGUGGAGAAAUCCAAAAUAUAAGGGCAGAAAUACCGCGCACUUUAGAGGAGUUGAAUAUUAGCGGGAAUAAUCUUACAUCGUUUCCACAAUUUCCAGUAUACUUGGAAUUGAAAAAUUUAAACAUCUCCGAUAAUCAAAUCUCUGAGACACCGGAUAUUGUUGUUCAUUCUAUUGAAUCGUUAGAUAUAACAGACAAUAAAUUUAAAAAGAGAAGUGUGAUAGAUGAACUGAAUAUGGCAUUUCCUUCACUGAAAAGUAUUCAUUUGAGUGGCAAUGACUUGCAGUAUAAUGGAGGCGAUCUUGACAUUGAAGAAGAGGCUAUUUUUUACGAAUUACUGGCAAGGUUUGAUCAUGUGGUAGUGUUGAACGGAUCAAUAUGUGAUAAAAAAACAAGAAGAGAAGCUGAAAUGUAUUUUAUCUCCAAAGUUAUGAAUAAUGAACUGAACUAUGAUAUCAGUCUGCCACGUUGGUCAAGCCUUCUUGAGUCGUAUGACAUAGAUACGAGUAAACUAAAUAUGAGUAGAAGCAGAGAAAUGCGUCAAUCUUCUGUUUUGAAAAUAAAGGUUAGGCUUGGUAAUGAACCGUAUAGUGAUUCAGAGUAUUGGAUACUUCCUAGUUUUACAGUACGGUAUGUCAAGAGUAUAAUAUGUCGAAAGCUAAAACUAGACAUACUGAAGGUCAAGCUGUUUCAUGAGAAUUCUAAAGGAAUGCGAAACGAAAUUGAUUAUAAUUUCCGUCUCUUUUCAGACUUUAAUGUGGUGAACGGAGACGUUAUUCAUGUCUACAUCCCUAGCAAAUAG
Saccharomyces mikatae IFO 1815 is the source of this 1557-nucleotide messenger RNA. It is a transcript of the gene PAC2, whose product is annotated as Pac2p. Gene Ontology annotation, molecular function: protein binding. NCBI's taxonomy places the organism in Eukaryota, Fungi, Ascomycota, Saccharomycetes, Saccharomycetales, Saccharomycetaceae. The coding region runs from base 1 to 1557 and encodes 518 amino acids. The transcript has a single exon. The record is from RefSeq and is a predicted model, not a curated record.